GACCAUGAAGUUUGUCGUUGUCGGCCUCGUGGUGCUCGCCGCUCUCUGCGCUCUCGCUGCCGGCGAGGGUGCUCAGCUCCUUGCCCGCAAGGACAUUCUCUCCUCCACCGUCGUCAAGGACCGCGACAUGACCAUCCAGUUUACCGUCUUCAACGUCGGCUCCAGCACGGCGUACGACAUCAAGCUUGACGAUGUCGAGCACAACGACGAGCUGUUCGAGCUCAAGGUCGGCCUCCCGUCUGUCUCGUGGCCCGUCCUCCCCGCCGGCGCCAACCUCACCCAUACCUACGUGGUCGUGCCCAAGUUUGAGGGUGUCAUCCCCAUCGGCGGCGCCCGCCUCUCUUACCGCCCUACCCGUGGCGCCGAUGUCAAGUACGCCGUCACCUCGGCGCUCGGCGAGCUCCCGGUCAACUCGCUCCAGCUCUUCCGCAAGAUCCACGGCGGCAACUACGAGGUCUUUGGCAAGUUCCUGGGUGCGGCUGUUGCCACCCUCGUCUUCCCCUUCCUCCUCUGGGCCUACGCCCGGGCCACCACUACCGAUGGCCUUGCCAACUCGAAGCGCUAA
Messenger RNA from Thecamonas trahens ATCC 50062, 565 nucleotides. RefSeq lists its product as uncharacterized. The coding region runs from base 5 to 565 and encodes 186 amino acids. NCBI's taxonomy places the organism in Eukaryota, Apusomonadida, Apusomonadidae. The record is from RefSeq and is a predicted model, not a curated record. The transcript has 2 exons. Gene Ontology annotation, cellular component: endoplasmic reticulum.